Actinia tenebrosa (Australian red waratah sea anemone) is the source of this 1836-nucleotide messenger RNA. Its product is annotated as fibroblast growth factor receptor 3. Gene Ontology annotation, molecular function: ATP binding; transmembrane receptor protein tyrosine kinase activity. Gene Ontology annotation, biological process: protein phosphorylation; multicellular organism development; cell surface receptor protein tyrosine kinase signaling pathway. Lineage: Eukaryota; Metazoa; Cnidaria; Anthozoa; Actiniaria; Actiniidae. The record is from RefSeq and is a predicted model, not a curated record. Gene Ontology annotation, cellular component: plasma membrane; signaling receptor complex.
UCGAUAGCUGUCAGUCACGACGGAUCACGCUGCGACAGAUGUGUUGAAGCGCGCAGCUUCCUAAUCAGCGAGGCAAAUUUUCAUCAGCAGUACUUGUUUUAGAACGAAAGAUAGUACGACUCAAUGUAAUAGUCAUAAUGUAUCCUGGAAAGAUCACUAAACCAAGAUAGUUUGGUAUCGCGCUAAUAUUUUCAUCGAUCACUAUGAGGCGAUUAAGAAGAGCUCAAUUUAACCCCAAAGUCAGUUAUAUCAAAUCUCAAUCAAACAAAGACAUCAGGCCUUCAGGACGGUACAAACAGAGCAGCUCAAAUCAUGAAUCAUCAAAAGAAGACGAUCAUAUACUCCAAGAACUGAAUAUUGCAAGUGAAAAAUUAACCAUUCUCAACAGAAUUGGCGAAGGAACAUUCGGAAUCGUGAUGAAGGCAAAUUUAACUGAUUCUGCAGUUGGUAGUAGAGAAGUGGCCCUGAAAAGUGUCAAAGAAACUGGCAAUGGAACUGAUGGUGAAUCAACUUCCAGUCUCCUUAAUGAACUAAAAGUCAUGCGCAAAAUUGGUAACCAUCCUAAUGUGGUGGAUCUUGUCGGUGUUUGUCGUAUAGAGGGCUCACUUUAUAUAGUUACCGAGUACCUUUCAGGGGGGACUCUCUUAGAAUUUUUAAGGCGCUGUCGAUCUACAAAAGGCAACCCAUACGUUGACGUGAGUGAACGUGAGUUACUGUGUCUAGCACUGGGUGUCUGUCAAGGUAUGGAGCAUUUAACUGCAUGUGAACUUAUCCAUGCUGAUCUUUCUGCGAGGAACGUUUUACUAAGCGAUCAAAGAAUUCCGAAACUCACCGACUUUGGUCUGUCUCGCGAUUUCAAAGCCAGUAGAUUAUUAGAUGCCAAAAGCAAAGGACCCCAUGGUAAAUUACCUAUUAAGUGGAUGGCAAUAGAAUCUUUAAGACAUGGCAUAUUUACUAAGAAAUCUGACGUUUGGUCUUUUGGUGUUGUCAUGUGGGAAAUAAUAACAUUAGGGGGUUCUCCAUAUCCCGGUAUACCCGCUCGUAACCUGCUCAAUAAACUUUUAUUGGGAUAUCGAAUGGAAAUGCCAACACACUGUUCCAUCCAAUACUAUGAAAUCAUGAAAAGAUGCUGGGAGAUGGAGCCUUCGUUGAGAAUUGGAUUUUCUGAUGUCGUCAUGUCUCUACAAAAUCUGGUGGAACAGUGUMACAGAGAAAACUACAUACACCUUGAAACAUUGUGUUAUUCUUAUCCAUUCAUGGACCUCAGUCCAAAUAGCAGACACACAUUGGACAAUGCUGAUAACAGCAUUCAGUAAAACUGAAGUAAGCCAGGACUUUUUUAUGUUCAAAUAUUUCUAACUUAUAUUUGUCGACUGUCUUUGUUCUUAGUCAGAUGUUUCGAGACAUUUAAAUAUGCUAUACAUAAACAUAUACGUUUCGCUAUAGAUAUACUAUAAUUUAUGCACAUUGUCUAAUUUUUUAGAGAUUAUUGAGCUUUAUUAUUAGUUUUAUAGCAAUUGCUUGUAAAUAGUUUAUCAGUAUAAAAAUGUAGUCUUCGUUAUCCUAGCCAUCAGUGCACUUGGUGUAUUCGCUAAUGAUUCUGCUAAUUUUAGAAGACCUUGAUUUCAAUAAUAAUGAUCGCUUUUACAUCAUCAGAAAGUUAAUAAAUUUUGCAAUUAGAUCAUCAUAUUAUAAUUGUAAAUUAUCUAUACGUAGCUAGAUUUACGAUUGUAUUUCGGGAAAAAAACUCAAUAAUGUUAUUAUUAUAAUUGCAAGUAAUCGCUGUAUCCAACCAUGACUUAAAGAUGGUAUUAAAACUGUGUCCAAAAACUGUCA